GUAAAAAAGGAUGUUGAAAUCUGUACAUCGCUGCUCUCGAAUAGCACGGUCUAGCUAUCAAACAAUGCACGCCAUCACUACCAUCAGGCAUUAGCUCACAGCAUAAAUGUAUCUUUGCCCCCAUUUCGCUUUUCCUACAUACCUGCACAGGAAACAAUGCUAUUCUUCAACAAUUUCUGUUUUUCAAUGUGGGCAAUCACUGCUCUGGCCACCACAACCACGACGGCUACAGAGAUUUCUGAUCUUCCGGAGUUUGAAGGAAACAUGCUGUCCCUAAAAACCAUUCGUCGAAACAUCGCCGGGGCAAAAGCAAGCGCUGCACUUUCAUGGAAAGGUGGCGUCGAACGCGGUGGCAACUGGCUUUUGGUCGACGUGUCUUCGGCGUCGUCUGGUCUUGCCUCUGCACUGGCCGAAGAGGAAGCAUUCGAGAUUACUGGUUGCUUAAGUUCUGGUAAUGCUUGCAGUGGGUUUCUCAAGAUCACUCCGUUUGCCUUAGACGUGGAGCAGAAUCCAUCUUUUGCGGCCAAUGUCGUGCCAUCAGUGUGGAAGGCCAACGGCUUUGACUAUGCUGGUGACUUCCCGGGAGCUAUAGCGCCACUGCAAGUUACUCAAAUUCGACAGGCAUUUCCAAACUUGACGGGAGAGGGUCUCAAGAUUUGUGUCAUGUCGGAUUCUUUCAACAUGCUUGGAGGCUACAAGAACGAUACUGAGUCCAUGGAUCUCCCAAAGGGGAUCAAAGUCCUCAAAGAAGCACCAACAUUGGAUGACGAAGAAUUUGAUGGUUGGUAUUACACCGACGAGGGCAGAGCAAUGAUGCAACUAAUUCACGAUAUCGCCCCGGGAGCGGACCUCGUGUUCCGAACUGCUGCCGCAGGACUCUAUGAUUUUGCGAAUGGUAUCGAAGAACUUGUUGCAUACGGGUGCGAUAUAAUUGUUGAUGACGUAGGUGAGCUAAAAGACACAUUUCACUGGCUGCAGUGUCGAUAUGAAAACAACCAAUGAAAUUCCUAAUUCAGUCCUUCUUUCUCGAUGAAUCACGUUUGAAGGUUACCCAUCUGAAACAAUUUAUCAGCAUGAUGCAAUUGCACAAGCUGCGAUUCGUGCAGCAAGAGAUCACGGUGUGGCUUACUUCACCGGCGCAGGCAACUAUCAGGGUCUCGGUUGGAGUAGCGAAUUUAGACCCACUGAGAUCACUCUGCCGGGACAGAAUGAUAUUUUCAUUGUACACGAUUUCGGUGACGGAAAUUACAAGCAGAGAAUAGUAAUCUCUGAUGAACUUUCUCCAGUUGUUUUUUACUGGGACGCUCCUAGUGGAAACUUCACUGAUGAUGCUCAACCAACUCCCACGGUUCUUCUUUUGGCUUGGGACGUUGAAGGAAAUUUGUUAGGUUACGUUUCUCCAAACGUUGACGGUACAGCAAUGAUACAAUUUGGUUUUUCGAAAGGAACGUACGACAUCGCUUUCUUGGUUGGGUUUGUGGGUGGGGUCAGUCCCACACCAAAUCUUCUAAAGUGGAUCGCUCCUCUUGGAGGACUGCAGGCUAUCGAUCCACCAAAUAAUGACUCAGCCUUUAAUCCUCAUGGAAAUUCGCCGCACGUUGCCGCCGUUGGCGCUGCGUCUGAACGCCAGCGAAUGUUUAGGAUGGAGGUCGAGCCAUUCAGUAGCUCAGGCGGUGAUCCAAUUGUGUUUGAUGAAAACGGCGUUCGGCUUGAGCAGCCAUUUGUUCCAAAACAGCCUCGAUUCGUGGGUCCCGAUGUGAGUUUUUCCAAUCAUAUCGACCACAUUCUGCUUGUUGCUAUAUUCUGUUCGUUGUCGCUAACAUAAUCUUUUGCGUGUGUUGUUGUGGUGGCGAUUCGAAUAUACCUUGAAUUUCAUGAAAAAAGGGGUACGUAUCGUCCAAAUUGUGCUACCAAACGAGUCGAUGACAGCGGAUUGCGUUUCUGUAUCGGCCGUAUUCAUCGGUAUUUCCUUUGAACCGUACUCAUCGUGCCUCUUCUUCUGUUCCCAGCUCUGAAAAUUCCUUUCUUGGUCUUCAAGAUACCGGCAUGGUUCCUGAAACUGAAGGAUUCUUGUUUUAUGGGACUUCAGCUGCCGCUCCCAAUGUUGCCGCAGUGGCCUUGCUCCUUCUCCAAGCAAAUCCCGAGUUGAAUCCAUCUCAGUUGUACAAAGUUUUGGAAAAAACAGCCAUCGAUAUGAACGAGCCUGGGUUCGACCACACUACCGGUUAUGGAUUCGUCAAUGCGAUGAGAGCCGUUGUCAUGGCCGAAAAGUUGAAAUUGAAAAAGAUUACGAACAAGGAGAAGCGCAAAAAAAAGUUGAAGAAUCUGAGAAAGAAAAACACACACAAAGUCUGCUACGAUUACACCGACGUGGAAAUGUGAAACUAGCCGUCCCCGGGAUCGAUUUCCUGUCCGAUCUCCAGGUCGGCGCGUGGGCAAUGAAUAAGAUGUUCGAAGAAAAAACUCUCGAUUACAGAGGAGAAAUCGCCAACAAAACUUCUUCCGAACACCAAAUGCUUUCGUUGCCAACGCUGUUCUCGUUCAAACUAUUCAAAAUUACUAGGACUACUAACUGGCUAGAGAUAUUGUUGUCAACACGAAUCGAGCGAGCUGUUUUUUUGCGUCUGGCCAGUGGCCCGUCGUGGCCUGUGUUCGUGGUGCGAUGCUUCGUUCGUGGCACUGCGUUCUCGGAACGCCGGGAGCAAAUCAUGCCUCGAGACGGCCAGUGCCACCGCCGGGGUCGGAACGAGGGCAACCCCGACUCCGUGCCGCGUGCCCCCGGGGCAACACCGCAGGUCUCGGACAAUUCCGGUGGGGGCUUCGUCUCGGGCUGCACGGGUGGUUUGGUACGGUCUGGUUCCAGAGGCUUUUCCCUCCCUCCCUCCCUCAACCUGCGGCGGUCCGAGGUUCCCGUGGGUUCAGUCGUCCGCGGUUGGAUCGGAGCCGAGCCGAGACCGGCCCGGUCGGCACCCGCUUCGAUCGGAAUCGUGCGUUGGAUUGGGUUGCGUUGCGUUGCUUUGCAGUGGACGAGCGCACGGAUCUGUCUUCUCGUGCCCUGCAGUCCUCCCUCACACCUCCACCCGCAUCGUCUUGGAACCGCGGGGCUUGCGGCAGCCGUCGUCACCGUCGUCGUCACCGUCGCUCUCGUCGUCCCAUAGUUCGAUGACCUCAUUGCCGUUCCGGGUCCGCUUUACGGAACGCACGAGUUUCUCCAAUUGCUCUUUCUCGGCGGGAGUGGUUUGUGCCGGCUCCAUGGUCCGCCAAAGAUCCCACAGCGGAGGUUUUGGCAGUAUCCCGACCGCUAUCAGACCGGGUGUGGCACAGUAAAAGAGCCGAAUCGAGUACAAAUAGGCCCCUUUGACACAUUCGAGGGAAAGCCUUGCCUCUCGCUUUCUUUCACAACGCCCUUCUCUCGAGCGUAUGUUCUUCUUCAUUGUCACCCCGGCGUUUUCGUUGGAUCGAAUCGACGAUGCUUCAAAGGGCGCAUCGGACUGACAGUCAGAAGGCAUGUGAUAUCCGGACGGAGUUCCUUCGUACACUUUUAUUGUGACCUCUCCCAUGCCAGCCAUCGUAGAACCAAUCUGAGAGUCUCCACUCACAAAGGACGCCUUGACAAACUGCAAUGCCUUAUUCGUAUCAAUGCCCUUGGAAUGAUAAUAGAUACCAAAUAAUGAC
Molecule: messenger RNA, 3675 nt
Organism: Pseudo-nitzschia multistriata
Lineage: Eukaryota; Bacillariophyta; Bacillariophyceae; Bacillariales; Bacillariaceae
Source: the annotation of a GenBank genome assembly